This is a messenger RNA of Daldinia decipiens, 369 nucleotides long. RefSeq lists its product as uncharacterized. Bases 1 to 369 code for a protein of 122 amino acids. The record is from RefSeq and is a predicted model, not a curated record. The transcript has 2 exons. NCBI's taxonomy places the organism in Eukaryota, Fungi, Ascomycota, Sordariomycetes, Xylariales, Hypoxylaceae.
AUGGCACCUAACCUUGACGCUGACGGCAAUGAGAUCGACCAUCCAAAUGCACAAGGUCGUAUCCUCGCUAAUGGGAAAUUUUUGUGUGGGAUCAACAACUGCGGCGCCGAGAUGAAGAACGCCCGCCAUAACAUCAGUUCCCAUAUAUCUAAGAAACACCGUAUCAAUUCGGCGUUCCUACAAGCAGACGCCAUCAAUAGGCGUUGCUGCGGAAUUUGUGGUUUCAAUGCCACAAAGUUUCAUCUCCUGGUCCAUCAUGUCCGCACCAGGCAUGGUUUUCGUGGUAGAUCCAAAGUCCUCCAGGACCAGUAUGCCACUACCCAAGUUGAUGACGAUAUCCAAAUCCCAAUUGGUCAGUGUACCGCAUAA